This is a messenger RNA of Aspergillus caelatus, 1862 nucleotides long. Its product is annotated as MYG1 family protein. The coding region runs from base 10 to 1131 and encodes 373 amino acids. The transcript has 2 exons. Lineage: Eukaryota; Fungi; Ascomycota; Eurotiomycetes; Eurotiales; Aspergillaceae. The record is from RefSeq and is a predicted model, not a curated record. Gene Ontology annotation, cellular component: cytoplasm; nucleus.
AAUUGUUGGAUGCUGCGAUUUCGACAACUAUUCAGAAUGGCCGACGAGACUAUCGCAAAGAAAAUCAAGACCUCUUCUCCCUUGAUUGGGACUCAUAGCGGCCAUUUUCAUGCCGACGAGGCCCUCGCGGUCUAUCUUCUCCGACAGCUCCCUACCUAUUCUGCAUCUCCCCUCAUCCGUACUAGAGAUCCGGCGCAGCUAGCAACCUGCCACACCGUCGUCGACGUGGGUGGAGAAUAUGAUCCCGCGAACAACCGUUAUGAUCACCACCAGCGUAGCUUUUCCACGACCUUCCCUAGCCAUACUACCAAAUUGUCCUCGGCGGGCUUAGUAUACAUGCAUUUCGGUCGAGCUAUCAUUGCUGAACACACGUCAUUGCCGGUGGAUCACCACGACGUCAACUUACUGUACGAAAAACUGUACACAGAUUUCAUCGAAGCUAUUGAUGCCAAUGACAAUGGCAUUUCAGCCUACGACCCCGCUGAAUUAUCUGCUGCUAAUCUCGAGAAGCGCUUCAAGGAUGGUGCCAUCACCAUCACAUCGGUGGUGGGCGACAUGAACAACCCUGAUCCGACCUGCCCGCCCGGGGAACCUCAGGAUGAGGACAGUCUCUUUGGUCGAGCAAGCACCUUUAUUGGAAACGUUUUCACUCGCAAACUGCACCACGCCAGUACAUCCUGGCUACCUGCACGCACUACUGUGGGAAAUUCCUACCGUUCCCGCCGUGACGUUCAUCCUUCUGGUCGUAUUAUUAUUCUCCCUCAGGGUGGUGUGCCAUGGAAAGAGCACUUGUAUAACUUCGAAAAGGAAGCGUCGGAAUUCGAUAAGACCAAGUCCGAAGAGGAGGUCUAUUACGUUCUAUACCCUGAGAGUGCUACUGAGGGAUCUAAAUGGCGCGUGCAGUGCGUGUCAGUGAAUGAAACUAGCUUUGUGUCCAGGAAACCUCUGCCAGAGACCUGGCGUGGAGUUCGUGAUGCAGAUCUCGACGGCGUUAUGGCUGUAGAAGCCGAGAAAACCGGCAAGCCCAAGAUUCCCGAGGGUGCAGUUUUCGUCCAUGCCAGCGGUUUCAUCGGCGGCCACAAGACCAAGGAAGGAGCAUUUGCCAUGGCGGUCCGUGGCUUGGAGCAAUAGUUUCCCUGUUGUUUCACCUUCUCUGAGUGCUAACGGUAGUACGGGAGAUGACUUAUAGCACGCUUCGAUCCAUCAUUAUACUACGAUGCAGUUGACAGGCUCUAUGACGGGUGAUUUCUAAAAGUCUAUCGGUUGGGUUAAGAAAUUAUAUAAUCUCAAUUAGACAGCGCGGAAAAAAGUGUGUGUGUGUGUGUGUGUGUGUGUGUGUGUGUGUGUGUGUGUGUGUAGAAUACCGCAAACCACUGUAAAUUUUAACACUGUCAGCACGUUCCUACUCGACAAAAAGUCAAUAUCUAUGGUUGGGUUACCUCAUCCGAAACAGCAACAUACACCACUAACAUUUGGCAUCUCACAUUUCCUGGUUUUUAGAUUCACCUUAGCUCCUGUCCUCCAAGUUGCCACUCAACUUUACUGAUCCCCCCAUUACCCAUAAGCCAGAGUGUCUUGAGUUCGGGGCCAGUCCAGGCAAAGUUUUGAAUGGUAUAGUUUGUCUGGAUAGUUAAAAGAAGUUGGCCAGAGGGGUCAAGUACAUCAACACCUCGUCCGACGCCUGCCACAAUGUAUCCGUUGGCUGCUACCUUCAAGCCGUCCGGGACGAAUCCAGAGGCUAUAUAGAUAGGUCGCUUGUUGUAAGCACUGGUACCAUCUUCGCUUACGUCAAAGGCAUAAACAGUCCUACGUUGACCAGGGAUGCCUGCGUCAGUAUCUUUGCUUUUUGACAGAACUGGCCA